GUAUAAAUAUCUGUUCCUAUGGGUAAGGCUAAGAAGACUCGUAAGGUGGCAGUAGCUAAGAAGUUGAUUAAUCCUAAUGAUACUCGUCUAGUUAAGAAGACUGUUGGAAUGGAGAAGCAAGCAAAGAUGAAGCAGGAUAAUAAAGAUAUAAUAGUACCUAGAGUAUCGUCAGCUAUGUUCUUCCAAGCUAAUAAUAACCUCAAACCUCCCUAUCAAGUCCUGGUUGAUACCAACUUCUUUAAUUUCUCUAUACAGAAUAAGCUAGAUCCAAUGCAGGCUCUUAUGGACUGUUUAUUAGCUAAGGCAGUACCAUGUGUUACUGAUUGUGUUAUUGCAGAAAUGGAGAAGUUAGGACAUCGUUAUAGGUUGGCAUUACGAUUGGCUAAGGAUCCUCGAUUUACUAGACUUACUUGUGAUCAUAGUGGUACUUAUGCUGAUGAUUGUCUAGUUACAAGAGUACAACAACAUAGAUGCUAUAUAGUAGCUACUAAUGAUAGAGAUCUAAGACGUAGAUUAAGGAAGAUACCUGGUGUACCAAUAAUCAGAGUCCAACGUGGGAAGUAUGCAGUAGAGAGGAUGCCAGAGAGCAUAUCAGCAGUACCACUUAACAAGUCCAUACUAGCAUCCAAGAAGAAGAAGAAGUAAUAACGACAAGAAACGACCAUUACCUUACGUUUCUUG
Messenger RNA from Perkinsus marinus ATCC 50983, 681 nucleotides. RefSeq lists its product as hypothetical. The coding region runs from base 19 to 645 and encodes 208 amino acids. Lineage: Eukaryota; Perkinsozoa; Perkinsida; Perkinsidae. The transcript is spliced from 7 exons. The record is from RefSeq and is a predicted model, not a curated record. Gene Ontology annotation, cellular component: small-subunit processome; nucleolus.